GUUGCUUGCGAGCCGCCAUAGAAUAAAGAAGAAGAAACCCGGAAGCCAGUUUGUCAGGCUGCUGCUCCGUUAGCUAACCGUAGGUUGCUGUCAUCGUUUUAUAGUUUGGGCUCUGACUGUAGAAACUACAACCUGCUUCAUAUCCAGACCCGAAUACACAUUUUCACCGGGGUCUCUGGAGAGAUGAACAACAGCGGGAACAAGAGAGCUCCAACCACAGCCACUCAGCGACUUAAGCAGGAUUACCUCAGGAUAAAGAAAGACCCUGUGCCUUACAUCUGUGCUGAACCUCUCCCCUCAAACAUCCUAGAAUGGCGCUAUGUGGUCAGAGGUCCUGAGAAAACUCCAUACGAAGGAGGUUAUUACCACGGAAAGCUGAUAUUUCCUCGGGAAUUUCCCUUUAAACCACCAAGUAUUUACAUGAUCACACCGAACGGCAGAUUUAAAUGCAAUACCAGGUUAUGUUUGUCCAUCACAGACUUCCACCCGGACACGUGGAACCCGGCGUGGUCCGUCUCCACCAUCCUCACAGGUCUGCUCAGCUUCAUGGUGGAGAAAGGUCCCACCCUGGGGAGCAUCGAGACCUCCGAGCACACGAAACGACAACUCUCGGCCCAAAGCCUCGCCUUCAACCUUAAGGACAAAGUCUUCUGUGAAUUGUUUCCCGAAGUCGUUGAGGAAAUGAAGCAGAAACAGAAAGUUCAGGAAGAGUUAAACGCCCGCACUCAGCCUCUCCCCUUGCCUGACGUGGUGCCAGAUGGAGACCCCCAGCAGGCCCAUUACGGCCUCCCCGCCCUCAACGGCAGGCCCGUCCCGCUCGGGGGCGCCAACCCCGGCGCCGGCCUGCAGCAAGGCAAUCGCAAUCACGGACUUCUGGGCGGCGCCUUGGCCAACCUGUUCGUCAUCGUCGGCUUCGCCGCCUUCGCCUACACGGUCAAGUACGUGCUGAGGAGCAUAGCGCAGGAGUGACAUUCCAGGUUCAAUGCCGGUGUGAACUCUGCAAGACAAAAAGUCAGACCACCUUAGAAGGACUAAAAGCAGCGGUGGCGGAGACAAAGGCGGCUCAUGGGUUGUGGACAAGGUCAGUUAGUCGCCAUCUUUACUCCUGUGACAUCAUCACAUCACACCCAAACUACAACAAAUCAUCCCUCUCUUUGCUCUCUGAGCAUUUUAAACACAAAAUGUGUCAAAGUAUGAAGCAGGUGUACACACAUCCUCUAUAAGAUGAUAUCCUCUAAGACAAUACAUUGAAAUCAUCCUCUCUAAGAUGAUAUUCUCUCUACGAUGAUACAUGAAAACAUCCUCUAAGAUGAUACAUGAAAACAUCCUCUCUAAGAUGAUGUCCUCUCUACGAUGAUACAUGAAAACAUCUUCUCUAAGAUGAUACAUGAAAACAUCCUCUCUAAGAUGAUACCCUCUCUAAGAUGAUACAUGAAAUCAUAUUCUCUAAGAUGAUACAUGUAAUCAUCUUUUCUAAGGUGAUACAUGAAAUAAUCUCAUUUUAGAUGAUAUCCUCUACGAUGAUACAUGAAAUCAUCCUUUUUUUAGACGAUGCAUAUCAUUCUAAGUUAAUAGAUGAAAUCAUCUUCUCUAAGAUGAUACAUGAAAACAUCUCUAAGAUGAUGCAUAAAAACAUCCUCUCUACGAUGAUACAUUAAAUCAUCCUUUUCAAGAUGAUGCAUGAAAUGAAUCCAAGAUGAUACAUAAAAACAUCUUCUCUAAGAUGAUGUCCUCUCUACGAUGAUACAUGAAAUCAUCCUUUUCAAGAUGAUGUCCUCUCUACGAUGAUACAUGAAAUCAUCAUUUUCAAGAUGAGACAUGAAAACAUCCUCUCUAAGAUGAUACAUGAAAACCUCCUCUCUAGGAUGAGAACAUGUGCUCCCUCCACUCAACAACCCAUGAGCCCAGUAGUGAGUUGGGACCAGUGCACUUUUCAUACAGCGCCGCUCCAAAUCAUCAUCCAAACAACUUCUGUACAUUUUCUUUCUGGUCUUUUUAAUUUAUAGACAAAGCCUUGGAGUGAGUGAGUGAGUGAGUGUGUUUGUAUGAAUGUGUGUGUUUGUGUAGUCGUGCUUCUGAGGAAUUGUUUUACGACACAAAUAAAACGUGACUGGUCCAGCA
Molecule: messenger RNA, 2121 nt
Organism: Entelurus aequoreus (snake pipefish)
Lineage: Eukaryota; Metazoa; Chordata; Actinopteri; Syngnathiformes; Syngnathidae
Gene: ube2j2
Product: ubiquitin-conjugating enzyme E2, J2 (UBC6 homolog, yeast)
Exons: 7
Coding region: 184-969 (261 amino acids)
Source: RefSeq, a predicted model, not a curated record